AUGAAACCUGAGGUGUACAAAGCAGCAGUAAGAGGAGACAUGAGCAUCAUAAUCGGUGGUGCUGCGGCGUCCGAAAGCGAGUUGCAGUCUCUGACAUCCAGCAACAACAACAUCAUACACAUAGCAGCAAAACAUGGGCAAGCAGAAUUCAUAGAAGAAUCACUUAAGUUUUCGAGGGCGAAUUUGAUCAACCAACAGAACAUCAAUGGUGAUACACCUCUUCAUGUAGCAGUAAGGCAUGGUGAAAAAGUUGCUGCUAAGUUACUAGCAGCUGAUAAUCCAGGCAACCUGUUAAUAGCUCAAAAUGAAGAUGGGGAUACCCCACUUCACAUUGCUCUAAAGUACGGCUACAUAGAUUUGGCUUGUGACCUUUCUGAAAGGCCUGAAAGUCUCUCAUUGAUUAAUCGUUAUAAGGAGACUCCUCUGCAUUUGCUUAUUAGAUGCAUGCCUACCGUUGUAAAAGCUGUAGUAGAACAGCCAACCUCGUCAUUGCAAAUGGGGAUGCUAAACUCCAAUGGUGUAUCCUCCUUUCCAAACUCAUAUUUCAUAGACAACACGUUAGAGAGCUUAUUGAGGCACUUCCUAUCAUCAUACCAGAAUGCUGCAUGCUUGCGCGAUGCAGAGGGCCUCACACCAUUACUAAGAGCAGCUCAUUAUGGUUUUUUCAUGGCUGUGGAAAUCAUACUAAAGCUUUGUCCUGAAUCUGUGGAUGUCUAUGAUCCCAAAGGACGAACUGUUUUACAUUAUGUGCAUUUCGCCGCUUUUAUGAUUCUCCAAGAUUUGUUCAAGAUUCCAGAAAUUGAUGCUCUUAAAAAUGUGAAAGAUUGUGAAGGGAACACACCUGCUCACCUUGCUGUGUUUAAUGGAGACCUGUUACUUAUAAAAGUCUUACAUGAAUCCAUGGCGGACUUCUCUCUUAAGAAUAACCAGAAUAUAUCAGCUGAAGAGCUGAUUGAAUCCCAUGAAGGCUUUUUUGGCAAAAUGGAGGAAGCAAUGUUUAAUUCCUUUACUGGUAUAAGGAUAGAAAAGGAGCUGUAUGAAGCAGCUGCAGUGAAGGGGGAUGUAACGUUAUUCGAUAGAUUGGAGACAACUACCAACAUAUCUGGUAGAGAAUUCAGAUAUGAUGUUGCCAUGCUUUUAUCUAGAACAACUAAUGGAAGCACCAUCCUACAUUUAGCCACACAAAACAGUAAUUCUGCAUUUGUAAAGAAAACUCUAAAGCAUUUCCCCACUCUACUUCUCUCAAGAAAUUACAGUGGUGAUACUGUUUACCAUAUUGCUGCUCGGCUUAAGGACCCUGCAGCUGAAGUCAUGGUGAGUUGGUUUAAUGAUUAUUAUCGCCUACUUAAGGUAAUGAAAUCAGAGCCUGAGGACGUUAUAUGUUACACCCCACCAUGGAUAACCAAGAAUUCCAAAGGCAACACAGCUAUUCAUGAAGCAAUGCGCGUAAGCAAUUAUAACAUUGCUGUAGAGUUGUUACAUAUGGCUUCUUCUUUAUCCGCAGACACAAAUAAUGCAGGAGAAACAGCUCUUCAUGUAUAUGCUAGAUAUGCCACAUACACUGGUAACAUGUUCUUUAAUUAA
Beta vulgaris subsp. vulgaris (sugar beet) is the source of this 1584-nucleotide messenger RNA. RefSeq lists its product as uncharacterized. Gene Ontology annotation, molecular function: protein binding. The transcript is spliced from 3 exons. The record is from RefSeq and is a predicted model, not a curated record. NCBI's taxonomy places the organism in Eukaryota, Viridiplantae, Streptophyta, Magnoliopsida, Caryophyllales, Amaranthaceae. The coding region runs from base 1 to 1584 and encodes 527 amino acids.